AUGGACGAACAAUGGUUACGACUAUUCGAAAGGAUGGAAUUUGGAGACAGUGCAGAGUUGAAACCACUACUCGAGACCUAUAGAGGCGAUUUCAAUCUACAGAAUGAAGAAGGCUCCUCUUUAUUGCACGAGGCUGUCUGCUGUCGCGCCGAAGCGAUCGUGAAAAUGUUGACAGAGAAGAAAGAUGUCAAUAUCAACAUCCGCGACAAGGGAGGCCGAACUGCACUAUGGAUGGCCGCCUGUUUAGGCUACAAAGCUGGCGUUGAACUAUUGCUAGAGAUCGACAGGAUAGACCCAGAAGCAAGAGAUGACCACGGCCAAACACCUUUGUCUGCUGCGGUGAUGAUGGGUCGAAGUGGCAUCUCACUAUCCGCUGCUACAAUGGGGCAAGAGAGUGUCGUAGAGAUGCUGCUUGCCAGUAGAGGAGUUGCUCCCGACGCAAAAGAUGAUCGCGGUCUUACACCUCUAGCUUGGGCUUCGCGCGACAUGGAGUCGAUCAGAAUUGUCAAAAGUUUACUCAGCACUGGCAGAGUGGAUGUGAACUCUAAGGAUGAGCUUGGCAUAACACCACUCAUGUGGGCCGCGGCAUCUUACAACGAGGAAGUCAAAGAGCUCCUGCUCAAUAGUGGAAGACUUGACAGAGGUCUAAAUCUCGACAGGGGUGCCGGCGACGUCAGCUCUCGAUACAUCACCCACUGGAUAGACUCGUGUGACGCUCAGCACGGAGGACAGUGUCAACCGGCACCCCUUGAGCAUAAACUACCUCAGCUGUUGCCGCACUGGGUCAUCGAUAUCAGUCGGGCUUGCUUGGUUCCUGGAAAUACUGUAUCGCGUUAUGUUGCCUUGAGCUACGUAUGGUCACGAGGAUUUUCUGUCAACGCCAAGGACUACCAGCGUUCAUCUGAUGGCAUAUUACUGAAAAAAAAGAACCUUCCAGACUUCAAAACACCUGGAUAUCUGGAGGGGGUGUUGCAAAAACUCCCAACCCCUGUCAAGGACGCCAUAGCGCUAGUUCGCGAGAUUGGUGAGAUUUACCUGUGGGUUGACUGUUUAUGCAUUGUUCAGGAUGACGAGAAAACUCGUGAGCAGGUUGAUCAUAUGGGCGACAUAUACUCUGGUGCAUAUAUGAGUAUCAUAGCGGCAACUCCCCGGGGCACGCUGCACGGGCCUCCUAGCCCCAAUCACAGAUUCAAAAGGAAUGAGAAGGUAGAGGAUCUCUACGCCAAUCUCCAUGAGAGUACGUGGGCCACCAGGGGCUGGACGUUCCAGGAACAGAUGCUCUCAAGGAGAGCCGUUAUAUUCAGCUCUGGUUACAUGUUCUGGGAGUGCCAAAAAGGUGUUUGGAGUCCAGACGGACCAAGACCGGAAACGAGCACAGCCAGAAGUGCUUCCUUUACAGUACCACACUACGAGAAAGCAAGACGUAUGCUAUGCAGCUGCUACCCCGACUUUGACUUAUACACAGAAGACAAUCAGUCUUUAUAA
This is a messenger RNA of Alternaria incomplexa, 1485 nucleotides long. RefSeq lists its product as uncharacterized. Lineage: Eukaryota; Fungi; Ascomycota; Dothideomycetes; Pleosporales; Pleosporaceae. The transcript has a single exon. The record is from RefSeq and is a predicted model, not a curated record. Gene Ontology annotation, molecular function: protein binding. The coding region runs from base 1 to 1485 and encodes 494 amino acids.